AUGAGUAUCCUCCGCUCAGCGCUAGACAAGGUCCGCGACCGCUACGCACCGAUCAAACAUACCUCGACCUUUCGAAACACCGGUCAAAUCACCCCAGAAGAAUUCCUGUUAGCCGGCGACUAUCUCGUCUACAAGUUCCCUUCAUGGUCAUGGGCCGACGCCUCCAGCCCAGCCCGUCGAGUCAACUACUUGCCCGCUGGUAAACAAUUCCUGAUCACCCGUGGUGUUCCGUGCCAUCGACGACUGGACGACAACUUUGCUGGGAGCAACGGUGCCGCCGACGAUCUUGUCCGCGAUGGCUUCCUCGGCGGGCCUGACGAUGAGACUGGAGGCGACGACGAAGGCUGGCUCAGGACAGGUGGCACGACCGAGAAAGAGCAAGAAGGGUUGAGGGGAGAAGUACAAACCAUGAGCGAGAGUGGCCAACUCGGGAAAAAGGCCAGCGAAGAGGAAGACGACGACGACGAGAUCCCAGACAUGGAGGACGAAGACGAUGACAACGAGGCCAUCAUUCGAGAUAAGACCGAGGGCACAUCAGCUCCUCUACGUACGUACACUCUCUACAUCACGUACACGCCGUACUACCGCACCCCACGAAUGUACCUGUCCGGGUAUCUAUCGCCAUCCGAGCCUCUCCCGCCACACUUGAUGAUGGAAGACAUCGUAGGAGACUACAAGGACAAGACGGUCACGCUGGAGGAUUUCCCCUUCUUCGACACCAGCGUGAAAAUGGCAUCCGUGCACCCCUGCAAACACGCCAGCGUCAUGAAGAUUCUCCUUGAUCGUGCCGACGCAGCGUUGAAACUCCGUCUAGAGAAGCAGCCCUCCGACGGCGGAUCCACGGGCCCUGUGUCUGGAAUGGAAGGGUUGAUAGACGACACGUCGAGAUUGGAUCUCGCCAACAAGCAGAAGGAAGAAAAGCGAGGCCACGACGCCGGAGUCAAGGCUGCCACAGGCGGUGCUGGGGACGAGUGGGAAGUGCUUGACGAGCAAGAUGCAGACAAGGAGGACGAGAGCGAAAAGGUCGCCAUCCGGGUCGAUCAGUACCUUGUGGUGUUUUUGAAGUUCAUGGCCAGUGUCACGCCGGGUAUUGAGCAUGACUUUACCAUGGGAGUCUAA
Messenger RNA from Exophiala spinifera, 1119 nucleotides. RefSeq lists its product as uncharacterized. The record is from RefSeq and is a predicted model, not a curated record. Gene Ontology annotation, biological process: nucleophagy; autophagy of mitochondrion; autophagosome assembly. Gene Ontology annotation, molecular function: Atg8-family ligase activity. The coding region runs from base 1 to 1119 and encodes 372 amino acids. Gene Ontology annotation, cellular component: cytoplasmic ubiquitin ligase complex; cytosol. Lineage: Eukaryota; Fungi; Ascomycota; Eurotiomycetes; Chaetothyriales; Herpotrichiellaceae. The transcript has 2 exons.